AUGGCUGGAUCGAGCCCGUUACCCCACAAGCCCAGGCGCAAGGGCAAGAAACCCGGCAGUGCAACCGAGAAGCCUCUACGAACCCGCGUCGCCAAUGCCACCCUGGUCCGGGCUCCCUCGUUUCCUCUCGCGGCGUUCCUCUGGCCGGCUAGGAGAUCAUCGUCGCAAUGGGAGGUCCUGCCCUUGGUCUUGAUGGUCGUCGGCCUCUUCCGAUGGGCUGCUGGACUCUGGGGCUAUUCAGGCCUCCAACGACCACCAAUGUUCGGAGACUACGAGGCGCAGCGGCACUGGAUGGAAAUCACGACGCAUCUUCCCGUAUCGCAGUGGUAUUUCCACGACCUCCAAUGGUGGGGCCUCGACUACCCGCCUCUCACGGCCUACCACAGCUGGGUUCUGGGCAAAGUGGGAGCCCUGAUCAACCCCGACUGGUUCGCACUCUACACUUCUCGCGGAAUCGAGGACCCUAACUUGAAGGUUUUCAUGAGGGCCACCGUCUUCAUCUCUGAAUACUUGACCUACGCCCCAGCCGCCAUUGUCUUUGUCCGACGAUAUAGCCGACUCAGCUCCGUCUCCCAAUGGACAGCCUCCGUCGCUCUGGUCGCCAUCUUGAUGCAGCCCUCGACCAUCCUGAUCGAUCAUGUCCACUUCCAAUACAACACCGUCAUGCUGGGACUAGUCCUAGCCAGCAUGUCGAGUAUGUUGGCCGAGCGCUACAAGUGGGCUGCGGUGUUCUUUGUUGGAGCACUCGGAUUCAAGCAAAUGGCGCUGUACUAUGCCUUCCCGGUCUUCGCAUAUCUUCUGGGGAGGUGCCUUUUCCCGCUAAAUAUUUCACGACUGUUCGGUAUUACCCUGGUCACCAUUAUCAGUUUUGCCGCCCUUGUUUUGCCCAUCGUCCUCGGGACCUACUACGAUGUCUACCGCAAAGUGAACCCUGGAAACGAGGCAGAUGGCCCCCCUUCAGAGCUCCCUAUCUUUACAGCCCUUGCACAGUACCUGGAUACCAAAGCCUUCUACUAUCCCAUCGUCCAGCAGAUCGUCCAAAUCAUCCACCGCGUAUUCCCCUUUGCUCGUGGCCUUUUCGAGGACAAGGUGGCCAACUUUUGGUGCGCCUUGAACGUCAUCGUGAAGCUUAAGAGCUUUCCAGUCGAACUACUCCAAAAAGGUGCUGCCGCCGCUACCCUUCUAUCCAUCAUCCCUCCCAACCUGGUCACUUUCGUUCGGCCAAGAAGGGAGACCCUCCCCCUUGCGUUUGCAACAACUGCGUGGGGAUUUUUCCUCUUCAGCUGGCAAGUGCAUGAGAAGAGCGUCCUCCUUCCCUUAAUGCCUAUGACUCUUCUCCUCGCAGGAAGACAGGGAUUAGAGUGGGAGACUCGGGCUUGGGUCGGGUUCGCUAACCUCCUGGGUGCCUGGACCAUGUUCCCCUUGCUCCAGCGUGUUGAUCUCGCUGUUCCCUAUGGAGUGCUGACGCUGCUCUGGGCCUACCUGUUGGGACUACCCCCCACUACCUGGAGUGUUUACACCGAAGGUGCGAUGACUUGGUCCAAGAUCAUCACGCUUGUGACCCACAGUGUUUUCUAUGUUGCUAUGAUUGCAUGGCAUUUUGUCCAGGCAUACCUCGCUCCACCAUUGAACAAGCCUGACCUAUGGACAGUAGCCAAUGUCGGCGUGGGGGUUGUCGGCUUCGGACUCUGCUACCUGUGGUGUUUCUGGAAAUUGGUUUCCCACAGUGAUCUAGUCUCUUCCACAAAGAAGACUCAAUGA
Molecule: messenger RNA, 1761 nt
Organism: Clonostachys rhizophaga
Lineage: Eukaryota; Fungi; Ascomycota; Sordariomycetes; Hypocreales; Bionectriaceae
Source: the annotation of a GenBank genome assembly